Molecule: messenger RNA, 3804 nt
Organism: Stegostoma tigrinum
Lineage: Eukaryota; Metazoa; Chordata; Chondrichthyes; Orectolobiformes; Stegostomatidae
Gene: cchcr1
Product: coiled-coil alpha-helical rod protein 1
Exons: 17
Coding region: 606-3212 (868 amino acids)
Biological process (GO): protein export from nucleus; cell differentiation
Cellular component (GO): centriole
Source: RefSeq, a predicted model, not a curated record
GAUAUGUUCAUUACCAUAUUGUAACUGGUGGGAGAGUGCAAAAAUAUGCUGUUUGGGGAUCCUACCAAUUCUCUACUCCCUACUGCACAACGGAGAGUGUGUCUGAACAACAAACACAAUGCAUGUCAUUGACUGUGAAAGAACUGUACAGAGGCCAGUAUCCCGUCACCAAGUCGCCCUUUAUUUACAUGUGCACGGUUUACAGAUUGUGAUCAGCUAGUUUGGAGUCAGUCCAUUACGUGAGGAGACUCUGUGUCUCCUGUUUAUAUCUGUCAGCCAGGGCUCCUUGAGUGGCCCUGCUUCACAGCCCCUAUCAGGGAUCUCAUAGUCAUUAGGAUCCAACUAGUUCCAGUCACUACACUAGGAAAACCAUACAGGGAACGCUUUUGAUUUUGUUGUUGGCUGACUUUUUUUUUGUUCCCCGAGGCCGACGGCUGUGCCCUGGGGCACUUGGAUGGGUGGAACGGAUUUGUGGAGGUGGAGGGUAAUCGGUUUCCGGCGGACGGGUGUUUCCGGGACACCACUGGGUGGCUGGAGGUGGCAGCAACCUGUUUCCGGCGGACGUGUGUUCCUGGGACACCGCGGUAUUAACGGUCGGCCGCGCCAUGUCUGAGAGGAGCCGGCGGCAGCUCGAGCAGGGAGCGGAGCCACCGAUAACUUUCAGCGGCAGGCAUCACGAAGCGGCAGACUUGAUCCCUCCAUCACACUUUGAGGCUCGGCGCCCUGGCUCACCAGCAGUGGACACAGACCCCUGGGCUGCUCUGUCAAAGGCUACCAAAGAUAUCUUGGAACUACGGCAAGAAAAUGAACGCCUGCGGGAGCUUCAGAGGGCUUCAAACAGAGUCAUGUUCAGAGGGCAUGCAGGGGUUGAAUCAGAAGAAGUCUGCGGCAGAGCUAGGUCCUUGGAUCAGGAGAGGACCUGCAAAUGGCCGAGAGAAGCUGGUGAGCAGGCAGAGAUAAUUUCUGAUCAGAUCCGGGAAAUUCACCGCUUGACCGGGGAGGCACGGCUGCUGAGGAACACGCUGGAGCAGCAGGCUACAGUGAUCAGAGAGAAGGAGGGCUUGGUGGCACAGCUAACCGAGCAGGUUGGGGAGCUGCGGGCAGAGCUGCGGGAACAGAGGCGGGAGGCUGGUCAAUUCCAACUGCAGUGCCAGGCUGAGGCGGACAGGGUACGGAGCCAGCACCAGCUGGAAAUCCAGCGCCUGGAAACCCAGCUGGCGCUGGGACAGGCUGCUUCAAGUGAGGAGGCAGAGCAGCUGAGGAGCGAGCUGAAAGAACUGAGGGAGCGCUAUCGCCACGAAGUGUCUGCUCUGCAAGAGGAGCUAGCCAAGCAAGCUGCAGCAAAGAGUGAGGACAACCAGCUACAGAUGGCCAGGCUGCAGGACGCUCAGUAUCAACGUGUGGCAGAGCAGAUCUUGCAGUCGGCAGAAUCCCGUGACAAGAAUUACACUGCUCUGAAGGAUAAGGUGUCAGAUUUGGAGGAGAAGUUGAGGCAGAACCGAGAGAAGGGACAGAGCGAGGCGGUACACUUCAGACAGAGGCUUGAGGCAGUCACUCAGGAGCGGGACACCUUGCAGGACGAUUUACGGAAAACAAAACAUGAAUUGGAAUCCCAAAACUCGGUGAUCAGUCAGCUUCGCACCUACAUUGGACAGCUGGUGCCAGACGAGAAGCAGCUGGAGGAGUCCCGGCAGGAGAAGGAGCAGCUAAAUAACAGGGUCCAGCAUCUGGAGAAGGAGCGAGAGACACUGAAAGCCACAGCAGAACUCCUGAAUAUACGGCUGAGAUCCCUGAAUGACAUUCUCACCAUUCAUGAGAGUGAACGCAGCAGAAAGCCUAAGCAGGAUGUCCCGGAAAGGGAGAGUGUGAAGAGGUCGCCGCUGGUCACUCGGUGGAGAGAGAAGGUGUUUGCUCUCAUGGUGCAGCUGAAAUCACAGGAAAUCAGUCACGCCAACGAUAUCAACCAGCUCCACGUCAAGAUCGCAAACCUUGAAGAAGAGCUGGGGGUGAAGGAGCAGGAACAAGCGUUGCUGUUGCACAGCUUCGAAGACAGAACAGCAGAGAUGAAUAUGCAGCGAGUACAAAACCAGGCUCUCCGAGAGGAAUUAGCCAGCGCUCAGAGCGACGCAGUGCGGUUUCAGGGGAACGCAGAGCAAGCUGAGAAUACCCUGUGUCACCUCAAAGAGGUUGUCAGCAGUUUUUACCAGAGAUUCUUGGAGCAGGAGACGGAACAAAGGAAGGCCUUGUGCCGUUUAGUGAGCCUUGGUCAGAGGGUCACCUUUGCUAACAAGCGGAUCGAUACCAUCCACGGGUUACUCGCUCGGAAGGACGCACUCUUCCGGCUGCAGCUGCAGGAGAAGAGCGGAGAUGGAGGAUCAGACACUGGCAGGUGCUCCCAUGGGGAUCUGGAGAAGGAACUGGAGCUGCUGAACAGGGAACGGGACCAGUUAGCAGCUGAGCUGAAGAAGAACUCCCAGCUGAUCGAGAAGAAGGUUACUGAGGCCAGGCUAAAAUUUGACACUGAUUUAAAGGAUCGCCUGGUAGUGAUGGGCCAGUUGGAGGAAUCUUUGACAGAGAAGACUCAGUGCCAGCAGAGACUGACCGAGACACUGAGUGAGAGUCAGAAGCAGCUUGCGGACAGUCAAGAAGCCGCAGAGAGCCUGCGGAUUGAACUGGGCCGGCAGCAGCAGAAAUAUGAACAAGCUCUCGCAGAGAAAGUGGCGGAAGCAGAGCAGCGGCUGGCCGAGCAACUGUCUGAGAUGGAGAAACGUCUCAAUGAAGCCCGGAGGGAGCACACCAAGGCUGUCGUCGCCCUCCGUCAAACUGACAGGCAGGCAGCCCGGGACAAAGAGCGAAUGCAGGCUUGUGAAAAGUUACAUGAGGGGCAGCAUCAGAGGGAAAUCCAGCAACUCAAUACCAAGUUGCGUGAACUGGAGAGGGACAGGAACCUUCUGGUGGCCACACUCAGGCAGGAAGGGUUACUCAGCCAGCUCAGGAAAAGCCGAACCGUGGCUCUCCAGUCCAUAGCCGCCCUGUCUGAUGAAGAGGAGCGAGUCAGGCCCUUACCAGACUCACAGACCUCACAAACCAGCAGCCAGGCCCAGAAGAAAGCUUCCCUUGCUGAGGUUCUCAACGAACUGGAGGUCUUGAGUGCUGCUGUGAUUGGGGAUCAAGAGGAUGGAGACACAAACGAAGAAGAGGAGAUUGAGUAAGAAAAGGAAUGUGCAGUGUACUAGUCAGCCUUGUGGAAGGAACAACAAUAUCCAGUUCAUCUCCGAUAAUUCAGUUUAAUUACAAGAAUGCAUGAAAAACAGGAAUCAGCAGUGCUCAUCCCUCUUAGUAUAGUCCAGAUUAAGGCAAAAUAUUGUGUUUGAUGGAAAUCUGAAAUAAAAACAAAAAAGAAAAUACUGGGUCAUCAGCCAUAGGUCUGGCAGCAUUUUGUGCAGAGAAAGAGGAGUUAACAUUUUCAGGUCAAGUCAGAACCGCUCUGAAGAAAGAUCAAUGACAUCAGCUUACUCCUCAGGUGUCUACCCACAGUCUCUGGAUCAUAACCAACUGAACUUUCAGCAAACUGGUCAAAGUGUAAUUGGGAAGGUGUGUAUUUGAUGUUCGCCUGUUUAAGGAAGUGAAAAUGAAUACCCAACAUUCAAUACCAAAGAGCACUGUGAAUUUUAAAUGGUUUGACUGAAUUUCAUUUUCAGUGUUUCUUUGCAGACGAGUUCUCAAAUUCUUCAGUUGUAUCCUUGUAAAGUGUACAUGGUUUAUAUUUUUUUACUGGAAAAAUGUCUUCUAUUAAGAAAUAAA